AUGGUAACUACAGUUUAUACAGCCACCCUUCAAAGAGAGAGUCUGCAGCAUCAGAAACCACUACCACCACACUCCUGGUCCCCAGGACCUCGCUCGCCCUACACUAUGAUGGGAGGCAUCUCCAUGCUGAUUACAUCACGAGCGGUAGUGCAAGCGGUGAGCAAUCGCCUGUGUGAGGCGAGGGGCGGGAGAGGCUCUCGCGCCUGCGUACUUUGCCCGAAGAAGACGCCCUACCGGAAGCGUCAUCUGCCUCUCCCGCCUUACUCUAUCCUUCUACACUUGGAAUUGAAACUACAAUGGACUACGGUAUUUCUACACUUGAAAAUAAAUCUACACCUGUCGCUUUCUGUAACGCUAACUUCCAAGGCAUAAAUAAUAUCCUCCAAAAUUCUAGUGAACAGAAAUCAACAUCAAAUGGACUGUUUCCGGUAACAGCUAACUUUGAAGAAGCUUCUAGUACGAUAACUAAUACUAUAAAUUAGAGACUUAUUUAUAGUUGAGUAGGUUGUUAAAAUACAUAAAUUAGAAGUAUUUGUUUCAUUAAAUUAUUAUUAUUAUGCUUGUUGACUGAUUACCACUACCUAGUGAUAUAUAUAUAUACUGUACAUACUACAUAAUAUAAUGUACUGGUAUAGCUUA
Molecule: messenger RNA, 639 nt
Organism: Achroia grisella
Lineage: Eukaryota; Metazoa; Arthropoda; Insecta; Lepidoptera; Pyralidae
Gene: Dh44-R2
Exons: 2
Coding region: 1-372 (123 amino acids)
Source: RefSeq, a predicted model, not a curated record